Drosophila miranda is the source of this 7095-nucleotide messenger RNA. RefSeq names its product putative mediator of RNA polymerase II transcription subunit 26 (gene Snoo). The transcript has 5 exons. Lineage: Eukaryota; Metazoa; Arthropoda; Insecta; Diptera; Drosophilidae. Bases 847 to 4818 code for a protein of 1323 amino acids. Gene Ontology annotation, biological process: negative regulation of BMP signaling pathway. The record is from RefSeq and is a predicted model, not a curated record. Gene Ontology annotation, cellular component: nucleus. Gene Ontology annotation, molecular function: SMAD binding; RNA polymerase II cis-regulatory region sequence-specific DNA binding; DNA-binding transcription factor activity, RNA polymerase II-specific.
ACUCAGAUACUUUUUCGGCUUCGUUUGGUUCGGACGUGUAGCGGGCGCUCGUUCGUUUCUCUGUGUGUGUGAGGGUUCGUGCGUAUCUGUAUGUGAGCGCAAUGGCAAAGCAAAUGUAAAAAGCUCGCACGUGCGGACGCCUGCGAAAAGAGAGGAAAGAAAUUGAAGUAAAGCAAAGCAAAGCCAAAACAACAAAGCGGGGCGCCGCAUGCAAAAUAAAUAUUUAAUAACGAGAAAUGCAAAAAUAAGCUGCAACAAAGCGGGAGAAAAGCAAAAGGAAAAGCAAAACCAAAAGGUUUAUAAAUAGUGCACAAAAACAAGGCGGCAAACGGAAAUUUCGGCGGCACAAUAAGAAUUUGUCGCCGUCGUCGCCGCCGUCUGGGGUCACGUCACCGCCGCAUCCCCCCGCGUUCGCGCGAGUGUGUGUCUGUCUGCCGACUGUGCCCGUGUGUGUGUCCGUGUGUGCAAAAAUAUAAAAUUUAAUAAUAAUAAUAAUUAAGAAAUUGCGCCGAAAAUUUAAUUUACCGCAAAAUAUCCCAAAAUAAGAGAAAUUACCCAAAGGGGUAGAAAUAUUUGCGCGCCCGCCCCUGCACGAAAAAAGCGGACAUACGUUUUUCCCGCCUUUCGAAAUGCCGUCGGCAAAAUGAUGAAUGCAAAAGAGUUGCAAAUAAGUGAAAUAAAUCCCAAAACCAAUCAACAAAUGUGCCAAAUUGUUAACAAAAAAUAAUUCAAGUUUAAAGAGAGAGUGUGCGCAAAAAUGUGGUCCCACUGAGGCCGCCCAGCCCCACAAUCCCACGUGAAGAGAUCAGAUCAGAUCCGAUCCGAUCCCCCUUAACGAUCCAGAACAUGACCGAAUACGUGACGCCGAAUAUCAGCAGCGUGCUGAAGAAAUACCAGACGAGUGCCACAAAGAGUCUCCAAGGACCCGGCCAUGCCCUUGCCGUGGCAGCAGCAGCUGCGGUAGCAGCAGCAGGGGUCGGCGGCUGUCCUUCCCUGGAGGUGGCCUCCACCAAUGGAGGUGGAAUCCGCAGCGAGAGUCCAACCUGCGGUGGCAAGGUUCAGCAGUCGCCUUCACCCGGAAUUCCAAUCAUCAAAAAGGAGAUACUCAGCUCCCCGGAGCCGCACGAGUUGCAGCACCACCAUCGGGAGGUAGCAUCGCCUCAGAUCUAUGCCACGCCUGCCACUCCGCCGAGAGAGCUCUCGCAACCGAUCCUCUCUGUGGCUGAUGCGGGCUGUGGGGAGCUGUACGAGACCCGGCUGGAGGGCAAGACCAUUGGCUGCUUCUCGGUAGGCGGAGAGAUGCGACUGUGCCUGCCGCAGUUCCUCAACAAUGUCCUGAACGACUUCUCGCUGGAGCAGAUCAAUCGGAUCUUCGAUGAACUGGGGAUCUACUGCUCCCAGUGCACCCCUGAUCAGCUCGUGGAGUUCAAGGCCGCCGCGAUUCUGCCCUCCGAUGUGAAGGCCAGCGGAUUGAUAACGCGCACCGAUGCGGAGCGUCUCUGUGCCGCAUUGCUGCAUCGUUCCGAUCGCAACAGCUACAUCCCCAUCGAGAACCUGCCCAAGGGCGCCCUCAGCUUCCACGUGUACCACAAAUGUUUUGGCAAAUGCGAGGGGAUCUGCACACCGGAGAUGUACUCCUACCAGAAGCCCACGUGCAUCAAGUGCCUCGAGUGCGACGGAUGGUUCUCGCCCCAGAAGUUUGUGGGGCAUGUGCAUCGGAAGUUCGAGAACCAGACCUGCCACUGGGGCUUCGAUUCCCGCAACUGGCACGACUACCUUCACGUGGCGCUCGACGUGGAGAAUCGCGAAAAGUACCAGAUAAUCCUCGAUCAGCUCAAGGAAGUGGAACUCAAGGAAAUGCACAAGGCGCAACUCGAAAUGGAUCACAAGAAACGAAAGGUAUGCAAAAUCUGUCUAUGUCUCUGUGGCGGCAGCAGCACUCGCAUUGAAGGUCACUGCAAAUGGGCAUCACCUGUAGCGGAAAUGCUCAUGGAUGAUGCGUCGCUGUUGGGGCCUCUUGGCCUGGGGGCGCCACAUGGCUUGGUAGGUGCACCGGUGGUUGUGCCUCUAGUGGCCGCCCAUCAUCAGGUGUCCCUCAAGGGGCAUCCACAGUUGGACAUUCCAGGAAAGAAGCUACUGAAGGUUGCUGGAGCGCCCGCCUUGGAUGCGUACCAUUACCAGAUCAUGUACGCCCACUGCGUGCAACAGCAGCAGCAGCGGGAGCGAGAGCAACAGCACCACCAGCAACAGCAGCAGCAGCAUCCACACCAGAGGGGAGUAUUGGUGGGGCAGCCGCAGCCACCGCCACCGCACCCACAUCCGCAUCAGCCGCCACAUCCCCACCAGCCGAUGAACUCGACGUCGGCAUUUCGGCCAUGGGGACCCACCACCCAGAAGGCCUUCCUGCACGCCUACAAUGCGACCCUCUCCUCCCUGCCGUACACCUGCCAGGAGCCGCCGGAGCUGCAGAAUCCCGAGCGCGUUGUCCGGAGCACGGACAAGCGGUACGCGGAGCGAACAUACCAGCCGAAUGUGGCGCUGGCGCCGCGCAAGACCAUACUCUCCAAGGAGCGGGACAAGGACAGAGACAGGGAGAGGGAGCGCGAGAGAUUGGAUCGUGAAAUGGAGCGCCAGAGGGUGCGGGAGAAGGAGCUGCAUCUGCACAUCAAGCAGGAGAGAGACGACAACACACCCACGCCCACGCCCACGACACCGCCAGCAGGAGAAACUGUGGAUGUGGUGGAGCCACCACUUGCCUCCUCCAGUGGCAGCAACUCCCCCAAGCCCCCGCCAGCACUAGCAGCAGUACCCGCACCACAUCCAACCCCAGCCACCAGACAUGUGCCCUUGCCACGCAGUCCGGAGGAGUUUUCCGCCGGCAGCAAUGAGAUUACCUCCUCCACAUCGCCCGUGCCACUGAAGCAGCCACAGCAGCAGCAGCAGCAGCAGCAUCCACACCCACAUCCCCAGCAGCAACAGAAUCCGCACCAACAGCAGCAGCAGCAUCAGCAGCAGCAGCACAUCAUUGCCACCGUCAAUCAGCAUGCGAAACUGUUGCCCAGCUCUAGUUCCAUUUCCAUAUUGAAUGGAACCUCAUCCACCAACGGAAGCAACGGAAGCCACAACGAACCAAGUCGAAUCAGGAUCAACAAGAACCUGAUGAGCCAGCCAGCGGACCCGCCACCACCUCUACCACAUCACAAUCUUCAUCACAGCCACCACUAUCCUGCCCUGGGACCACACCACAUGGCUGGGGCGCAGUCCUACUACAAAGCUGGCGCUGUAAUCGGUGGCUCCUCCCCCACACAGUCUUCCAGUGCGGGCCUGAACCUGAGUACCCACUCCUCGAAUGUGGUAAGCUCUCCGCACCAGCAGGCCACCAAGCAGCAGCAACAGCAGCAGGCGUUGCACCAUUCGUUGCAGCAGCAGCAACAGGCAGGAGGAGUCCAUCUGCAGAAUGGGAAGCCCCAUUUGGGCAGCGAAUUCGAGCUCUCGACGGACACGGACGAUGACAGUCUCAAUGGCGAGCCUGAUAGCAGUGCCAUGCUGCCGCCCUGGGAGCAGGCCGUCGAGUACCUGCGAGAGACACGUCCCAGGGAUCGGGAGAGGGUGCUGCAGUUGCUCCAGAAGCUACUGCACGAAAACCAACAGCUCCGCUACAACAAUAUGCAGCUGAGCGAUCUGUUGCACAAGCAGGAUGCCCACAUAGCCGAUCUGACGGAGCAGUUGCAGCGGCAUCGCAGUCAGCUCGAGGAUAUGGACUGCAAGGUGGAGCUGAGGCGAGUGGUGCCAUUCAAGCAGCAGACCCAGCUGCUGGACGAGCAGGUGGACGAAGGCAGAGGCGAUGGCGAAGGCGACGGCGAGGACGACGAGGAUCUAGAGGAGGAUCGGGCCAACAACAAUAACCAACAAGAACAGCAGCAGCAGCUGAUGAAACCGCAAGCUAAUGGCCUCCGAAGGAGUCCCACGCCCCUGAAUUGCUGCGGAGCAGAGCCCGAAGAGGAGGCGGAGGCCGAUUCGGAGGAACCUGCCACCAAAAGAGCAAAAAUGCAACCAGAAGAAGUGCCAGCCCAGUUGAAUGGAGAGACCAACAAGAUGAAUGGCACUGCCAAGAGCCCUGCUCCCAGUCAAUCCGCUUCCAGCGACGACGAGGAUAUGGAGGACGAGGAUGACGAUGAAGAUCCCGAGGAGGAUUUGCAGGCGCCGCAUAGCAGUGGCACGCCGCCCACAGCCGCCACCACGCCACAAACGCAGGAGAGGCAUAUAAACUGCGGCAUAGAGUCUCCGCGCACCACAGAAUGCUUAGCCACCACGCCCAAUAGCCCUGAUUCAGCGGCAACUGCGGGACAGUUGUUCGAUAGCAGCAACAGCAGCGACGAGUCCUCGAUGAAGAAGGCCCAAAUGUCGGCCUGCCAUGCCUUGGCCAAGAUGAAUAACAACCACAAGGAUGAGACCGUAGAGGAUCGGCCACAGGAUGAUGAGGACUCCUCGGACGAUGAAAUGCCAUUGCAACAGCGCCAGCAGCAGCAACAAAGACAACGCAAGCGAUGCUUCAGCAAAGGAACGGGAUCUGGAUCGACCUCUGCCUCAGAGGAAGAUGAGUCAGCGCCUGAAACCACCACCAUCCUCCUCCCAGCGACAGCACCUGCCUCAGCACCUGCCCCAGUUCAUCCACAUCCACCGCCGAUGGCCACCAAGGCGAGCAAGAAGCAGACGCCUCCAUCCCUGGGAGCACUACCCAUCAUCACAGCUCUUGUUGGAAGCACCGCCGCCACCACAAAGAACUGCGAGAUACAAAUCAAAAAGGAAAUAGCCUAGGGAACCCCAUCCUUCCAUCCUCAGAGCCCCUCCACUCCCCUCCACUCUCAAAGGAUAUAGCUCUUUCACAACACACACACACACACACACACACAGUAAAAUCUAUCUUUAAGAUUCCCCGCCCUUUUUUUGAGGCAUAAGUUCUGCUAUGGGAAAAACGAGUCCACAACCAAAUUCAAGCUCAAAGCCAAGACGCACAUUACCACCCCACUUGGUGGUAUCUACAGAUGACAUUUUGGAAAGCAGGGAAAACAUUUUGGAAACUCCAACUCACUUUUCAUUUGUUUCCUUUAAGUUUUGUUUAGACUAUAGAGUUUUUAGCGUACGAUCUUUGGAUCUGUGUGGAGUGGACUUUAUAGUAUAAAGAGGACCUUAAGCUGCUGUUGAACGAUACGCUUUUUUGAAAAAUAUCUGGAUAGAAAUACGCUGAUUCGCUGUACAAAUGUUCCAUAAAUUCACACAAAAGAAGGACAUUCGCCACCCCCUCCAAGUGAAUUAUAGAAUAGAGAUGACAAAUAUGAAGUAUUAUGAUAGGGAAGUAUCAAUCAUUCACUGUAAGAAUUCGUAAGAAUAUUGUAUUGCUUUGACAUAUGCAUGACAAAAUGUAACCACAGGAAAUUGCUUCAGUAGGAAGCGUAUCGUCUAACAGCAGUUCCAACAACCAAAACACUUUUUCGAUUCUAAAUGUUCAAUAAUUUUGUACGCUUUUACAUAGCUUGAUUUGAUCUCAAAAAAAAAAAAAAAUUCAUUAGGCUUCCCUCUAAAGGUAUUUCGGUAUUCUCUUGACUUUGCUUGCAGAAAUUAUGAUUGAAACCAAAGCUUUAAAAACAAAAAUAAUUUUGUGUAUAUUGUUCAACAAAACGUAAAAAAAAAGUGGAGAAAAAACAAAACCAACAAGAAAUUGAGACCAAUUUAUGCGUGUGUUUUUUACCAUAUAUACUUUUACUUUUUAAACUUAAUUUAGUUUUUAAUUUGUAUAAUUUCUUAAGCUCUGCAAGACAUUUAAAACAAGAAAAAGAACACAAAAAGAUAUGAUAUUCAAAGCGAGGCUUCGAAGACAAAAUUUAGGAAAAACAAAAACUUUUCAGACAACAAAACAAACAAAAAACAGACAGACAGAAGGCAGCUGGUUCUUAUAAGUGGAAUGAUAUACCAUACUCUGGACACCAUUUUUAAUUAAAUUUAGUUUAAUCCUAACUUUAAGUUUAACAGACAGCGACAAAGAGAUAGAGAGAUAUGGAGAGAAGAAUUACACAAAAAAUGAACCCACCACAAAAGAAAAAAGUAAAAGAAAUGCUAAAUAAUUCUUAUAUAAUUCUUAACAAAACAAAUACAAAAAAAAUCAUAUUUUAUAAAUACGAAACUAUGAAGUUAUGCCGCGUUAAACUUUAUACCAUACAAAAUAUGAAUAAUUAUCUACUUAUGAUAUCUGAUAAUGAUAGAUCGGAUCAGAUGAGAGACGAGAAGUGCAGGAUUAUUCGAUUCAAUGGAAUAUACAAAACCACAUACGCAUACACAUAAAGAUUAAUAUUUAUUGUAGCUUCUAGUUCUAAAUCGAAAAGUACGAGUACGAGUAGAUCUUUAAACUACAUAUAUAGUCUCUUGUUCUGUUCAUCUCCGAUUGUAAGCUGUAGCUUUGCUCUAUAGGCAUUUAGUUUCCUAGAUCGUAAUACCAUUUGCUAACUAGAUUUUAAGGCCCUUUCUACACUUCUAUUUCUAUUCGACUCCUUUUUUUUUUUUGUAUAUAUGAUUUUCUUUCGAUGAAUGGAUGAUAUGAUGAUGGAUUUUAGUUGCCAACACAAACACUUUGUGAGAAACACAUACUAUAGAUAUGAUGUACUAUAGAGAUAUUCUUCUGGAUGAUGAUAACCAACUGGAAAACAAACGAAACAAAACCCCAAAACCCGAACCCAAGCCAAGAGCCAAGCGAAAAAAGCGCAGAGAUUUCAAAAAUCUAUAAACUUUUGUUAUAAAAAACUAAAAAAAAACAUAUUUCAUAAAUUAUUAAUGCCUGUGUGUGUUUGAACUUUCUAAAAGAAAACAUUUCGUUCUAUUUCUAAAUUUAAAAAACAUAAAACAUUACAAAGAAAGCAACAACAAAUAUUUAACAAAACAAAUGAAAACCAAAAUUUGUAUAGAAUUUAAGCUAAAAAAUUGUGUAAAAUUGUAUAAAUUUAAACAAGAACAAAAAACGAAACAUUUAACGCAUAAAACUUACAUUUAUAAAUAACGAUUUAAAUUGUGAGGAAUUAAGCAACAAAAACGAAAAACAAAAAC